Dama dama (fallow deer) is the source of this 2481-nucleotide messenger RNA. It is a transcript of the gene SLC23A3, whose product is annotated as solute carrier family 23 member 3. Gene Ontology annotation, molecular function: transmembrane transporter activity. The transcript has 12 exons. The record is from RefSeq and is a predicted model, not a curated record. Gene Ontology annotation, cellular component: membrane. Lineage: Eukaryota; Metazoa; Chordata; Mammalia; Artiodactyla; Cervidae. The coding region runs from base 69 to 1919 and encodes 616 amino acids. Gene Ontology annotation, biological process: transmembrane transport.
CAUACUCUCUCUCUCUCCCUACUUAACUCUGGCCCAGGGCGGCCAGGACAAGACAGAAGGCAGGGAGUAUGAGCCAGUCACCCCCCAACGCCAUACAGCUCCAGUCUUCGGGUUCCCAGAGCACCCUGGCUCCCCUGCCACGGCCACCUGAUGUCCAAAAUCCCCCCUCUCAUUCUUGGGCCUCUCUGUGCGGGCCUCCUCCCUGGGGCCUCAGCUGUCUUCUGGCUCUGCAGCAUAUCUUGGUGUUGGCUUCUCUACUCUGCACCUCCCACCUGCUCUUGCUUCAAAGUCUCCCAGCAGGAGGACUCUCUUUCUCCUCUGCCCAGCUCCUGGCUUCCAGCCUCUUUGCAUGUGGUGUGUCUACCUCCCUGCAAACUUGGAUGGGCAGCAGGCUGCCUCUUGUCCAGGCUCCAUCCUUACAGUUUCUUAUCCCCGCCCUGGUGCUGACCAGUCAGAAGUUACCUCUGGCUCUCCAGACACCUGGAAACUGUGAGCAUAGAGCAAAGGCACAGGCCUCCCUUGUGCUGCGCCUCUGUGGGGGGCCUGGCUGCCAUGGCUUGGAGCUCUGGAACACUUCUAUCCGAGAGGUGUCCGGGGCGGUGGUGAUCUCUGGGCUGCUGCAGGCCACUCUGGGGCUGUUGGGGGGUCCUGGCCACUUGUUCCGCCGCUGUGGGCCCCUAGUGCUGGCCCCCAGCCUAGUUGUGGCAGGGCUCUCUGUCUACAGGGAAGUAGCUCUGCUCUGCUUCACUCACUGGGGCCUGGCAUCGCUGCUGAUUGUGCUCAUGGUGGUCUGUUCUCAGCACCUGGGCUCCUGCCUGCUACCCCCACGUCCCUGGAGGCCAGCUUCAACCUCUUCAACCCAUACUCACAUCCUGGCCUUCAGGUUCCUCUCGGUGCUGAUCCCAGUGGCCUGUGUGUGGAUUGUUUCUGCCCUUCUGGGUCUCAGCAUCAUCCCCGGGGAGUUGUCUGCCCCCACCAAGGCACCGUGGUUUUGGCUGCCUCACCCAGCUGAGUGGGACUGGCCCUUGCUGACACCCAGGGCUCUGGCUGCAGGCGUCUCCAUGGCCUUGGCAGCCUCCACCAGCUCCCUGGGCUGCUAUGCCCUCUGUGGCCAGCUGCUGCAUUUGACUUCUCCACCUCCGCACGCCUGUAGCCGAGGGCUGAGCCUGGAGGGACUGGGCAGUGUGCUGGCUGGGCUGUUGGGAAGCCCCAUGGGCACUGCAUCCAGCUUCCCCAAUGUGGGCACAGUGGGUCUUCUCCAGGCUGGACCUCGGCGAGUGGCCCACUUGGUGGGGCUGUUCUGCGUGGCGCUGGGGCUCUCCCCAAGGCUAGCCCAGCUCCUCACCACCAUCCCGCUGCCUGUGCUUGGUGGGGUGCUGGGGGUGACCCAGGCCAUGGUUCUGUCUACUGGAUUCUCCAGCUUCCACUUGGCUGACAUUGACUCUGGGAGGAAUGUCUUCAUUGUUGGCUUCUCCAUCUUCACGGCCCUGUUGCUGCCGAGGUGGUUUCGGGAAGCUCCAGUCCUACUGAGCACAGGCUGGAGCCCCUUGGAUGUGCUACUGCGCUCACUGCUCACCGAGCCCAUCUUCCUGGCGGGACUCUUGGGCUUCCUCCUAGAGAACACCAUUCCUGGCACACGGCUUGAGCGAGGUCUAGGGCAAGGGCUGCCACCUCCUUUCACUGCCCGAGAGGCUCCGAUGCCUCAGAAGUCUAAGGAGAGGGCAGAUCAAGAGUACGAGCUUCCUUUCUCCAUCCAAAACCUGUGUCCCUGCAUUCCCCAACCUCUCCGUUGCCUCUGCCCACUGCCCCAAGACUCUGGGAAUGAGGAAAGAGGGCCCUCUGAGCCCGGAGAGACAGCUGACUUGCUGCCUGACUUUGGGGACCAGUGCCCUCAGCCUAGCAGAGGAGAGUCCCAGUAAUUACUAGGAUUCCUACUCUGGUUAGUUUAAUCCUACCUCCCAGCUUGCUGGAGAACCAGAUCGCAGGCUCCACUUUCUCCCAGGGAGAGGAUGUACUUGUGUGUCUCACAUGGGCUCCCCAAAAGUCUCACUUCCCAAUAGGUGUGUUUGCCUUUUCCUUUCUUAGUUAGGCCUGUUCCAGAGCAGGGGCUGUGAAUGAAUGAGUGAUAUUUUGCCUGUGAACGAUCUAUACUCAAACCCUAGCAUUCACUUAACUGAUAUUUAUUGAGUAUCUCCUAUGUGUAAGGUCCUGGAAAUACAGAUAUGGAUAAGACAUGGUCCCUCCCCUCUCAAACACUUAUGAUUUAAAAAGACAUGUAAUUACUGGACUUCCCUGGCGGUCCAGUGGUUAAGACUCUGAGUUUCCAAUGCAAGGGGUGUGGAUUCGAUCUCUGGUGGGGGAACUACUAAGAUCCCAUAAGCUUCAUGGUGCAUCAAAACAAUAACAAUAAAAGACAUGUAAUUACUAACUAAAAUCCAAAGUGGAAGUCAGUCUUCAAUAAAGAUUAAAAGAAUGCUAUGG